This is a messenger RNA of Hypoxylon fragiforme, 1821 nucleotides long. RefSeq lists its product as uncharacterized. Gene Ontology annotation, biological process: methylation. The transcript has 2 exons. Lineage: Eukaryota; Fungi; Ascomycota; Sordariomycetes; Xylariales; Hypoxylaceae. Gene Ontology annotation, molecular function: methyltransferase activity. The record is from RefSeq and is a predicted model, not a curated record. Bases 356 to 1417 code for a protein of 353 amino acids.
AUCAGUCGUCACGUCAUUGCAUUGUCAGGAUACCUACCUUAGCCUACCUACGCAUACGGCAUGUUGGAAAGCAAACAGCGAUGCAAUUUCGACGGCCGGCCUCGAUACGUUGAGGUUUUGACACCGGUCAUAUGUGAAGAUAUGAUAUGUCAGACUAUGUAGAAGAAAUGCGCCGUGACUGCCCGGGCAGGCACAUGUAUCGGGAUGUAUGUAUAUGAGGAGAAGCAAAAAGAUCUGGCUGCAUCUCAUCAAGGCUUGCCAAGAUCUCGAAUAUAUGUAGCCCCUUUUCUCUCUUUCUUCUACGCUGUCUUGGGUCCGCACGCUUACGGAUCUAAGCACCGAAUUCUCUAUCACCAUGUCUGCUCAAACGACAGAGACCAAAGCGUCCACAUUGCCUGAAGUGGGAACUCCGCCGGAGCCUCGUGAUCCAGAAGGCAGCACGCCCAAGGACAACGAGGACCCCCUCCAUGACCGCUGGUAUGCGAACCAGGCCAUCAUUGACCGGCUGAAAGGAUGUGCAGAGUUCCAAGAACUGCACAUACUUCGAAAGAAGGCAAGUCAUAUCGAGCUUGGAUGGGAAAGGCCCGAGGGCGACAUCCACUUCCAGAACACACGCCAAAUAGCCGACGAGCCCUCGCUCCAGACGUCCAAGUUCUUCUACAAGAUCAUGAAGGACGUCGGGCGAGAUCUGCAUAAAGCCACCAACGCGUUUGCGAUCCCGCCUUGUCCGGGGCAGCAGCCGCGGAUCCUAGACAUGUGCAUGGCGCCGGGCGGCUUCCUCGCGACGGCGCUGAUGCGGAACCGCGGCGCGACGGCCAAGGCCUUCUCCCUGCCCAUCUGCGACGGCGGCCACGAGGUCCUGCUCCCGCCGGGCGCGGCCGUCGACGCGAAAUUUCUCGACAUCACCCUGCUGGCCGCCGACAUGGGCUUCGACGUCCACCAGCACCCGCACCCGCACCCCGACCCCCACCGCUUCCUCGGGCGGCACUUCCAGCCGGACGAGCUCUUCGACCUGGCGCUGUGCGACGGGCAGGUGCGCAGGCGGCACAGGGGGCUGCGGCGGGGGGAGCGCGAGGCCAAGAGGCUGGCGGCGGCGCAGCUGGCGCUGGGGCUCGCGCACCUCCGGCCGGGGGGCACGGCGGUGGUGCUGCUGCACAAGCUCGAGAGCUGGGACGCGGCGAGCGUGCUGUGGCGGUUCCGCCGGUUCGCGGCCGUGGCGGCGCACAAGCCGACGGCCGCGCACACCAAGAGGUCGUCGUUCUACAUGGUCGCCACCAAUGUCCGGAGCCGCGACCCCGAGGCGCUGGAGGCGAUCGAGCACUGGAAGAGGAUGUGGGAGUUGGCGACGUUUGGGAAGGGCGAGGAGGAGGGGGGGGGAGGGGGAGGGGCAGGGGCAGGGGGAGAGGGAUGGUUAUGAUGAUGAGUUUUGGCGGUUUGUGGCGGAGGACAAGAUGAGGGUGCAGGAGAUGCUGGAGGAGAUGGGGCCGUUGCUGGAGGAUUGGGGGAGGAGUAUUUGGAAGACGCAGGCGGUGUCGCUUGCGAGGUCGUUGAAGAAUGGGUGGAGGUAGUACUUAGUAUAAGUUGGCUUACCUACACACAUCGUUGAUGUACACACAUUGAUGUAUGUCUUACCUAGACUCCGAGUCCUAGAGUGUCCUAGACUCCUAGGCAUGUAAAUGUAAAUGUAUCACUACUAAUAGUAGUAUGUACAUAUGUAGGUUUAAGAUAUGACUCUGCCACUCUGGAGUGUCUGGGGAGUAGGGAUGUAUGUACUGCAUAUGUACAUGGGAGACUGUACUACAUGUAUGUAGUUUAUGUAGU